Schistocerca cancellata (South American locust) is the source of this 1119-nucleotide messenger RNA. Its product is annotated as fibrosin-1-like protein. The record is from RefSeq and is a predicted model, not a curated record. The transcript has 4 exons. NCBI's taxonomy places the organism in Eukaryota, Metazoa, Arthropoda, Insecta, Orthoptera, Acrididae. Bases 436 to 1119 code for a protein of 227 amino acids.
GCCCAGCCUUGUUCGUCCUCACUCGGCUACAUCGCUCGCGGAGCAGUGCCUGUAUUGACUGGUGGCGAAAACCGAGCAAUAACCUCUUCAGACACGUCGCAACUCAUCUCUGGUGUCGUUAUACAUGCGUGUGAAGUGUGUGUGUGCAGUGCUUUUAUCGAGUAAACGGCUCUUUGCGAUGUAAAGACUUACUUGUGCUGGCCGGCGGAUGGAUACGCGGCCAUUUUAGUAGGCGAUGCGGCAACCGUGUAUAUUCCGCCAUUCGAAACAAUCAAAGUGUUUUUCUCCAGGUGCAACUCCUGGAAUUUUGGUGUAUACCCUGUGGCGUGUAAUAUAUUAGUGCUAUGUGAUAGAUUCGAAUUAAUGUCAAAGUUUCGAAGAUUGCAGUGAAGUGGUUAUUUAGUUCGCAAGUGGUACACAGAAUGAGGUAGAGCUAUGGAAAACGACGUGAAGCAGCGGAAUCAAAGGAAUCGUCGUCGUGAACGGGCGCAGCGCAUGCAGGCUCAGAGAGAAAAUAAAGCUAAAGAUGGGGAUAGUGCGGAAGACGAAUCUCCGGCUAGAGAAAAGCCGCAGAGACCUCCCAAUAGAAGGAAAAAAUCGAAAGAGCCGCAGUUCGAAGAGGAUAUCAUUGAUGGAUUUGCCAUCCUAGCAUUCCGUACAUACGAGGAACUCGAGAAUGCCAUGAAGCACGCCGGCAAGAACAACAUGAAGAUGUUCAGCGCCGUGACGCUGGGCGACGAGAAGCCGCCCAAGCUGCUCGACACCGGCCAGCGCACCGUCACCACCCCCAUCAACAACAACAACACGACCACCACCAACCACAACAACAACACCACCACCAACCACAACCACCAGCCGCCGCCUCCGCACCCUCCUACCCCGACGACCCCAGCGCAGGCGGGGGUGACGCUGAACCACGACGCCGGCACGAGCGACGACAGCGGCCGGGCGUCGGAGCGCCUCAACGGGGCGUGCGCACCCCUCGAGAGGGACAGCUCGCACGACCGCCUCAGCGACGCAAGCAGCCGUUGCAGCUCAGGAAAAGGCUAUAUCGUAAGUAUACACACACCUGUAUUAACAAGUCAGUUGAUGUUUUCUGUCUAUAUCAUAAAUGAAUAA